Molecule: messenger RNA, 7854 nt
Organism: Aspergillus viridinutans
Lineage: Eukaryota; Fungi; Ascomycota; Eurotiomycetes; Eurotiales; Aspergillaceae
Product: type I polyketide synthase
Exons: 12
Coding region: 1-7854 (2617 amino acids)
Biological process (GO): fatty acid biosynthetic process; secondary metabolite biosynthetic process
Molecular function (GO): oxidoreductase activity; 3-oxoacyl-[acyl-carrier-protein] synthase activity; fatty acid synthase activity
Source: RefSeq, a predicted model, not a curated record
AUGGCUCCGUAUCGGUCUGGCCUGGAUAUGCCCGAUACCAACGGCACAAAUGGGGUCACCCCGCAGAACAUGGCGUCUAUCACGGCCAAGGACGCCCUCGAACCAAUUGCGAUUAUUGGAAUUGGCGGAAGAUUUCCCGGCGAAGCUACGAACCCUGAGAAACUGUGGGAUCUGCUCUGCAAGGGCCAAAGUCCCAUGAGCGAAGUACCCAAGGACCGGUUCAAUAUCGAUGCAUUCUACCAUCCGCAUGCGGAACGACAGGGGACCAUGAACGUCCGAGGAGGCCAUUACAUGCAGGAGGACGUUGCCUGUUUCGAUGCGCCUUUCUUCUCCAUCACCCCGCAGGAGGCCAAUGCGAUGGACCCGCAGCAAAGACUCGCUCUGGAAGUGGCCUACGAAAGUUUGGAAAACGCCGGUCUGCGCAUCGAGGACGUUGCCGGUUCAUCCAUGGCCUGCUUCAUGGCCUCGUUUAGCAGGGACUAUGCAGGUCUUCGCUCGCAUGAUGCUGAGGAUUUUCCAAAGUACGAGGGCACUGGAAACGGUGCAGCUCUGUUAUCCAACCGUAUUUCAUGGUUCUUCGACCUCAAAGGACCCAGUCUCAGUCUCGACACGGCCUGUUCCUCCUCCCUUGUUGCGCUGCACCUGGCAUGCCAAAGUCUUCGAAGUKGUGAAUCCAAAACGGCCCUGGUCGGUGGCACCAACCUUCUCCUCAUGCCGGAGAUGCAAAUUGCAAUGACAUCGCUGCAUUUCCUCAGUCCCGACAGCAAGUGCCAGGCCUUCGAUCACAAAGCCAAUGGAUACUCGCGCGGGGAAGGUGCCGCUGUCAUCACUCUGAAGCCUCUGGCCGAUGCGCUCCGAGAUAAUAACGUCAUCCGGGCUGUGAUUCGAGGAACUGGAGUGAAUCAGGAUGGCAAAACCCCAGGCAUUACCUUGCCAUCCGCGGAAGCACAGGAGGAAUUGAUCAGGACCACCUAUCAGUCUGCAGGUCUUGACUUUUCCGAGACAAGCUAUUUCGAGGCGCAUGGAACAGGCACACCCGCCGGUGAUCCACUGGAAGCGUCCGCAAUUGGAGCUACCUUUGGAGCCUCCAGAUCUAAGGAUAACCCAAUUUCAAUCGGUUCGAUCAAGACUAAUAUCGGUCACAUGGAGGGCGCGAGUGGUUUGGCUGGCUUGAUCAAGAGCGUGUACGCACUUGAAAAGGGAGUUAUUCCACCUAAUCUGUGGUUUGAGAAGCCCAACCCUCGCAUUCCAAUGACCGAGUGGAACAUAACUGUUCCCACCAAAUUGACCUCUUGGCCAACGCAAGGCCUCCGUCGUGCAAGUGUCAACUCGUUUGGCUAUGGUGGUACUAAUGCACACUGCAUCCUGGAUGACGCCUACAACUAUCUCACGAGCCGUGGGCUGAAAGGUGCCCACAGAACCGUCACCGACAGUCGGAUUGAGGACCUCGAGCCCCUCUUCGAUUUGCUCUCCACUUCAAGCCAAGAUAGCACCUGGUCGAAAGUGGAUGGGAAUGAGAGAGACCGAACGAGCUAUAGCACCACUCCAUUGGAGAUCCCAAAGACCGCACCUGCACCAAAGCUGCUCUACUGGUCUUCCCACGAACAGAGCGGGGUCGAGAGAACCUCCAAGGCGCUGUUGAAAUACCUGCUUGAUAAGACGCGCGGUACACUGCCGGAACGUUUCCUGGAUAGCCUGGUGUAUACUUUGUCCGAGUGUCGCAGCAGGCUGUCUUGGAAAACAUAUGCGGUGGCGUCCACGGUAGAAGAACUUAUUUCAAUCCUGGAGCAGGGCGUCCCCAAGCCCCUGAGAGCAUCGCAGGUGCCUUCGCUUGGAUUUAUCUUUACUGGGCAGGGGGCCCAGUGGUACGCCAUGGGGAGGGAGCUUCUUUGCUACGCUACCUUCCGCCAGAGUUUGGAGGCUGCCACGGCAUACCUGGAAGGCGAGGGAUGCACGUGGAAUCUAUUCCUGGAGUUCGUGCGUGACAAGGACACGUCUUGCAUCAACAAAGCGGCCAUCAGUCAGGCCACAUGUACAGCGCUCCAAGUUGCCCUGGUUGAUCUACUCGCAGAAUGGAACAUCCGUCCCACGGCGGUCAUUGGUCAUUCGAGCGGAGAAAUCGCUGCCGCCUAUGCAAAAGGCGCCAUCAGUAGAGAGGAUGCGUGGAAAAUCGCCUACCAUCGCGGUCGUCUCUCCAACACCAUCCGCCGGGAUGGGGCUAUGAUGGCUGUUGGACUCGGCGAAGCUGCUGUCCAGCCGUACCUUGAUACGAUAACUGACGGGGAGGUGGUGGUCGCCUGCAUCAACAGCCCCUCGAAUGUCACCUUAUCCGGUGACUCGGCAGCCAUCGCUCAAGUUCAGGAAAUGCUCGAGGCUUCCAAGGUGUUUACCCGAAGACUGAACGUGAAGACGGCAUAUCACUCGCCACAUAUCAAGGCGAUCGCAGAAGAAUAUCGCCGUGCGCUCCAGGAUAUCGGGACUAUGAAAGCAGGCGAUUCAGGAGCCGCGAUGUUCUCCUCCGUCACUGGUAAGCUGGUCGACGCAGACGAGCUUGGACCUGACUACUGGGUGGACAACAUGAUCAGUCCAGUCAACUUCCUGCAGGCCGUAUCAACCGCCGUGUUGUAUUCCGCACGCAAGAGACGCACGGCACGCAAAGAGGCCUUCAUCAACGUCUUGUUAGAGGUGGGCCCGCAUGCCGCGUUGCACGGUCCGAUCAAACAGAUCCUGCAGCACGAGAAGACCAAGACCCCGAUUCCCUACGUCUCUGUGCUCUCGCGGGGGAAUGACGCCACAAGGACCGCCCUCGAAGCACUGGGCAAGCUCAACCAACACGGAUAUCCGGUGGAUCUGACCAUGGCCAACAAGCCAGGAAAGAGAGCCACUCCGCCAGUGCCCCUGACGGAUCUUCCCCCGUUUGCCUGGAAUCACACGCAACGCUACUGGUACGAAUCCCCCAUCUCGGCUGCAUACCGCCAGCGCAAGCUUCCUCGCCACGAUCUACUGGGUGCCCUGAGCGAGCAUUGCAGUGACUUGGAGCCGUCUUGGCGAAACUAUCUCCAAGUGGCCGAGAUACCCUGGAUCGAGCACCACAAGGUCCAAUCCUCAAUCUUGUACCCGUUGUCGGGAAUGGUGGUCAUGGCCAUCGAAGGCAUCCGGCAGAUCUCCGACAAGAGCAAGGAAAUCGAAGGCUUCCAGCUGCGCGAUGUGUCCGUGGGAACCGCCAUGAUGGUGCCGGCGGAUGAGCCACUUGAAACCAAGCUCCAAUUCCGGCCCUGGCGGAUGGGAUCGCGGCUCCCAGAUGCCUACUGGAGGGAAUUCACAAUCUCAUGCCGCACUCGUCAGGGGGUUUGGUCCCAGCAUUGCUCGGGCCUCAUCUCCGUCAAGUAUAAAAAGGCGGCAAAUACCACCUUUACAGAUGAGGAACUGGAAGCGAAGAACCGCCAACGGGCCGAGUAUCACAGACUAGCCAACGCGGGAUUCAAGCCCGAUGACCCGCGGCAAUUCUAUGCGGCCAUGGCCGAACUCGGUCUCCAAUGGGGCCCUUCAUUCACGACGCUCGUCCAUAUCAGCUCCGGGGACUACGAGGCCCACUGUAUGCUGGAGGUCCCCGACACGAAGAAAUACAUGCCUGAGAACUUUGAAUACCCGCAUGUGAUUCAUCCAGCCUGCUUGGAUGGGUUCCUGCAAAUGGUGGUCCCGGCCUCAACACCUACCGGAGUGCAAUCAGACCGGGCCAAAGUCCCCAGGUUCAUCGAGAGCUUGUACAUCUCCGCCAAGGUUCCUAAUGCCCCCGGCACUCGGUUCUACGGCUACUCCAAGUUGAAGCCAUACGGGUUUAACGAGUCCAUUGCUAUGGUUGCCGCCUCGACCAGCGAGUGGGAGGAGCCAUUCAUUGUGAUCGAGGGCUUUCGAAGCAUCUCGUUGGAGCCGAUGACAGAGAGUUUGGCGGCUGAAACCAUCACGAAGUCCCUGCGGAAGCUGGGUGCACAUCCGACCUGGGAUAUCGAUCUCGAGCAUCUGCCGCUGGAUCGCGCAGUCGAGUUUCUCGGGCGUUACGGGCAGGAGGUGCCCGACGCCGACUCGGAGGUAAUCCAGACUCUUGAGCUGGCGUCUUUCAUUCUCUGCAAGCGUGUUCUGCGGCAGUUUGGACCUCAUGACAGUCAGGCGUUUGCACACCACCAUCGCCUUUUCUACGAGUACAUGCAGCAUCAAUAUGAUCUGGCCACGCAGAGUAAGCUGAACUGCCAACGGAGCAUACCGAACGUGGAUUGGCUCAACACAACCGACUCGUUUGAGGAGGAAGUUCUUUCUCGAGCAGCUGCGUCGACUGUCGAUGGAAAGCUCAUGUGCCGCCUUGGGGCGGACUACGACAAGAUUCUUCGAGGCGAGCUGCAGCCACUGCAGCUCAUGCGGGACGAUGACUUGCUCACCCAAUACUACCGCAACGCACUUGGUGUGAACAAGUGUACUCCCAUCAUCGCCAAAUAUGUCCAGCUGCUGUCCCAUAAGAAAGACCUCAAGAUUCUUGAAGUGGGAGCGGGCACAGGAGGCACCACCUCGGUGGUUCUGGAGGCGCUGGGGAACCGUCACGAUACCUCGAUGCGUCUCCACUCCUACACAUUUACUGACAUCAGCAGUGGCUUCUUUGAGAAGGCGUCGGAGGAGUUUGCACCCUGGGCGCCGUUCCUGCAGUACAAAGUCCUCAAUAUCGAGAAGGACCCCGGUGCGCAGGGGAUGCCCAUGGGUCACUAUGAUCUAGUCAUUGCCAACAACGUGCUGCAUGCGACGUCUUCCAUCAGUACCUGCUUGAAGAACUGUAGGAAUAUGCUCAAGCCAGGAGGAGUUUUGCUUCUGGGCGAGCUCACUUCCACCUUGGCUCGGAUCCCGAUGAUCUUCGGUACUCUACCAGGGUGGUGGAUGGGAGAGAAUGACAGCCGCAAGUACGGGCCAAGACUAUCGGAAAAGGAAUGGGAGGUAGCACUCAGACAAGCCGGAUUCAGCGGACUAGACAUGUGUUUCCGGGACCACCAGGUUGAAGAGCAAUACUCCAUCUCUCUCAUGCUUUCAUCCACUCUUCCAGAGACACCAGCAUCAGGGCUCCCCGAGAGGGCCGUUCUUGUCACGCCUGCUCAACCUAGCCUAUCCGUCACGAAUCUCUGUUCCAAGCUAAUUGAAGCAUUUGUCGCGAAAGGCACACAAGCGGAACUAAUCUCCAUGGAGGAGCUGGACCAUCAGGAGCUCGCAGGGAAGACCUGUAUCACGUUCUUGGAAGCAGACUCUCUGCUAUUGUAUCAGGCCAGCCAGGACGAAUUCGAAGCCGUUAAACGCUUGAUCCUCCAGUCUGAAUCCACAUUGUGGCUCACACGAGGAGCGGCCAUAGAGAGCUCUACGCCCGAGGGUAAUGUCAUUGCUGGUCUUGGUCGCACCAUCAGAGGCGAGAUCCCGCAUAUGCAGCUCACCACACUGGAUCUGGAUCCCGCAAUCGGCAUCGACGAUCCAGCCACAGUGCUCGCCAUCAAUAGUGUGCUGCAGUCAGGCGUGGAGGCAAAGAACGUCGAGCACCCUGACUGGGAAUAUGCUCUCCGGGAUGGACUGAUUCACACGGUCCGUCUGGACCCCGAUGCACCCGUCAACGAGAUGCUUUCCUCCAUCACCGAAACGCCAGACGCAGUGCCUAUGUCCUUCAAACAGCCUGGUCGGCCCCUGGCAUUGGCUAUCAAAAGCCCCGGUAUGCUGGACACGUUCCAGUUCGUGAACGACGAGGAAUACUCCCAGCCGUUGAACCACGCCCAAGUGGAGAUUGCGGUCAAAGCCGUGGGAAUGAACUUCCACGAUGUCAUGAUCGCUAUGGGCCAGAUUGCCGACACCGAUCUGGGCGUCGAGUGCAGCGGUGUAGUGACGCGCGUGGGAUCCGGAGUGAGCAAAUACAAGGUCGGAGAUCGACUGAUCACCUUCCGCCUGGGAUGCUUCCGUAACUUCCUGCGCAACCCCGAGGAAAUGUUCCAAAAGAUCCCCGAUGACAUGUCCUUUGAAGAUGCAGCGUCCAUCCCAUGCAUCUACGGCACGGUCUACUACUCCCUCUUUGACGUGGCCCAUCUGCAGAAAGGGGAGUCUGUUCUGAUUCAUGCUGCGGCUGGAGGUCUUGGACAAGCGGCCAUCAUCCUCUGUCAGUAUAUUGGAGCCGAGAUCUUCGUCACCGUCUCCUCCGAGACGAAGAAGCGAUUCCUCAUGGAGGAAUACGGAAUCGCGGAGGACCAUAUCUUCAACAGUCGCGACCUCAGCUUUGCGCAGGGUAUCAAGCGCAUGACCAACGGUAACGGCGUGGACGUCGUUCUCAACUCUCUGGCAGGCGAGGCUCUUCGUCAGUCCUGGCUUGCCGUUGCACCCUUUGGUCGGUUUAUCGAGCUGGGCAAGAAGGAUAUCGUUGGCAAUACCGGAAUUGACAUGGCGCCGUUCAUGAACAACAUCCGUUUCUGCGGUGUGAACAUGCUCAGUAUCUGCCGCGACAAUAUCCCCCUGUUUGGCCGCAUCAUCGCGGACAUGAUGAGGAUGGUAUCCGAAGGCAUCAUCCAUCCGGUCAAGCCCCUCAAGGUCUUCAAUUUCUCCCAGAUUGAAGAAGUCUUCCGCAUAAUGCAGACGGGUAAACACAUCGGGAAGAUGAUCCUGCAGGCAAACGAUGACGAUCUCGUUCCGGUUGUCCCUCAGAAGGCUCGCCCCGCCGAGCUUGUCGCCGACGCAACCUACCUAAUCCCCGGUGGGCUCGGUGGACUUGGACGUUCUCUCGCCCAGCGGAUGGCGAACCAAGGCGCCCGCAACCUCAUCUUCACAUCUCGGUCCGGCGACAAGCGGCCUGAAGCCAAGAAGCUUCUCACCAAUCUGCGUGCCCAAGGCGUGCACGUCAAGGCCUAUGCCUGCGACAUCAGUGACGCAAGUCAACUGGAUGCCGUGCUGCAGGAAGCUGCCAUCGAGUUUCCUCCCAUCAGAGGUGUUGUUACAUGCGCGAUGCACCUGCAGGAUGUGUUCUUCGAGAAUAUGACAGUCGAGGACUACCAUGCGGCAAUCCGCCCCAAAGUGCAAGCCACGCGCAACCUGCACGAUCUGCUUCCCAAAGACCUGGAUUUCUUCAUCUGUCUCUCGUCCGUGGGCGGCAUUGUCGGCUCUCGCGGUCAGGGCAACUACAAUGCCGGCAACACCUACCAGGAUGCCAUCUGCCACCAUCGACGCGCGCUGGGUCUCAAUGCCACGUCAAUCAACUUGGGCGUUGUCCUCGGGGUGGGGUCCGCGGCCGAACGAGGCGAGAUUCUCUCGUAUCUCAAAACAGGUGCCAUGAUCGGUGUGCGCGAGCAGGAAGUGCUCGCCCUCAUUGAGGCGGCCAUGAACAAUUCCACCCCUGCGCAAGUCGUCGCGGGUUUGGCCACGGGAGGUUUACUGAACCAGAACGGCCAUGACGAGCCGUACUGGUUCAGUGACGGGCGCUUCUCGCACAUGCGGAUCUUCGACACGCAGGAGUUCACGGUCAGCUCCCAGGACGCGGGCCAGGGCCUACACGAGAGUCUGGCUGCCGCGCAGACGAUGGAAGAGGCGUCGGAUAUUGUUUGUCGCGCGCUCAUGCAGAAACUGGCCAAGGCAAUGAUGAUGGAGCUGGAGGAUCUCAACGCCAGUCAACCGGCCAACAGCUACGGCGUGGACAGUUUGGUAGCGGUGGAGGUUCGUGCAUGGGUGUUCAAGGAAGCCAAAUCCGACGUCAGCGUGUUUGAUAUUCUGAGCAAUGAUCCUCUGACUGCGUUGGCCGCCAAAAUCGCCGCCAAGAGCUCGCUCUUGAGUCCUAUGGUGCAGAGGGAGGUGGAGUAA